Molecule: messenger RNA, 2436 nt
Organism: Syngnathus typhle (broad-nosed pipefish)
Lineage: Eukaryota; Metazoa; Chordata; Actinopteri; Syngnathiformes; Syngnathidae
Gene: ppm1la
Product: protein phosphatase, Mg2+/Mn2+ dependent, 1La
Exons: 4
Coding region: 1-1089 (362 amino acids)
Biological process (GO): positive regulation of canonical Wnt signaling pathway; positive regulation of canonical NF-kappaB signal transduction; protein dephosphorylation
Cellular component (GO): nucleus; cytosol
Molecular function (GO): protein serine/threonine phosphatase activity; cation binding
Source: RefSeq, a predicted model, not a curated record
AUGAUAGGAGACACGAUGACGCUCUUGUCUCUUCUGGGUCGGAUCAUGCGCUAUUUUCUCCUCAGGCCGGAGACGUUGUUCCUGCUAUGUAUCAGCCUGGCGCUAUGGAGCUACUUUUUCCACACGGACGAAGUGAAGACUAUUGUCAAGUCAAGCCGCGACGCCGUGAAGAUGGUGAAGGGCAAAGUGGCCGAGAUGAUGCACAACGAGCGGCUAGGAGGCCUCAACGUGCUGGACGCAGAGUUCUCCAAGACCUGGGAGUUCAAGAGCGACAACGUGGCCGUGUACUCAAUACAAGGCAGAAGGGAUCACAUGGAGGAUCGCUACGAGGUGCUCACCGACAUCGCGAACAAGAGCCACCCGUCCAUCUUCGGCAUCUUUGACGGCCACGGCGGAGAGGCUGCAGCGGACUACGUGAAGGCUCACCUGCCCGAAUCCUUGAAGCAGCAGCUGCAGGCGUUGGAGCGCGAAAAGAAGGAGAGCGCUCAGUCUUUCGCCAGCAUCCUGGAGCAGCGCAUCCUGAACGUGGACCGAGAGAUCCUGGACAAGCUGUCUGCCAAUCACGACGAAGCGGGAACCACGUGUCUGGUGGCACUACUGUCAGACCGAGAAUUGACAGUAGCCAACGUGGGCGAUUCCCGCGGCGUCCUGUGCGACAAAGACGGCAACGCCGUGGCGCUGUCGCACGACCACAAACCGUAUCAGUUCAAAGAGCGCAAGAGGAUCAAGCGGGCGGGAGGCUUCAUCAGUUUUAACGGUUCCUGGAGAGUCCAAGGAAUUCUGGCCAUGUCCCGCUCCCUCGGCGACUACCCGCUAAAGAACCUGCACGUGGUCAUCCCCGACCCGGACAUCGUGACGUUCGACCUGGACAAACUGCAGCCCGAGUUCAUGAUCCUGGCGUCCGACGGCCUGUGGGACGCUUUCAGCAACGAAGAGGCGGUGCGCUUUGUCCGCCAACGCCUGGACGAGCCGCACUUUGGCGCCAAAAGCAUCGUCCUGCAGUCCUUCUACCGCGGUUGCCCAGACAACAUCACCGUCAUGGUGGUCAAGUUCAAAAGCGGGCCAGGAGGGAGCAAGGCGGGAGACUAAGUCAAGUGGGACCCAUUUGAUCCAGAGACGGAUGGGGACUGACUGACUGACUGACUGACUGACUGACUGACUGACUGACUGACUGACUGACUGACUGACUGACUGACUGACUGACUGACUGACUGACUGACUGACUGACUGACUGACUGACUGACUGACUGACUGACUGGCAAGGACCAAAUAUUUGACUUUUGCGUAUUGAACAUGCAUGAAUUUCAAUACGGAAGGGAGCAGGGGUCACCAGAAGAACAGGCGAUGAGCUGUGAUUCAAAGCGUUUCAGAAUGUGGAUUCAAUUCAUGCAAGACUGACACUGAAUGGAGUAGGGGAAAAAAGAAGAAAGAAAAAAAAAAAAAGGGAGCAACAGAGACGUGUACCGCUCUUUCGGAGGCUGUAAUGCAAUCCAUCCAUUUUCUGUAGCACUGUUCCUCAUUAGGUUGAUGAGUCUGCUGGAAGCUCUCCCUGCUGACUUUGGGCAAGAGAACGUCUGCAGGGUGCAUCGAGACAAACACAAUUCAGAAUCACAUUUGCACACAAUUAGCUUACAGCAGCAUGUUUUGGGGAUGUAGAACCAAACAGAACCAUUUUGGAAUACAAUACUCAUGCAUAGCAUAACAAAUAUGACCAAACUGCGUUUGUACCAAUCAAGUGCUGUCCCUAAAACAUGUCUGGGCUUUUUUUUUUUUUUUUUUUUGGACACUCGUUUUUUCCCUGCCACUAUAUGAGGAAAUGCCAUUUGACCUUGAUCAGGAGGCGACUUAUCAAUGCUCCCAAAUUCUAAUCUUAUGCCAUUUUGUAAUACAGCGGUGCCUUGAGAUACUUUAUGUCCUGACCAUGCUCGCGCCUCAAAAGAAAUCCGUUUCAUGUCAAUGGCUAUUGUGCGGCUUUUUCCGUUGGCCACCGGGGGGCAGUAUAAUGCAUGCGUGCCAAGAAAAUCAGCUAAGCCUAUGUAUCUAAAGUCACCACUGUACACAGUUUAAGGUGUUUGCCAUCAUUUGACUUGAAUGACUGUACCCUGAGCGCAGUGUGGAGGAACUGCACCCAUAUGGUGAAAGGUCAUGCUGUCAGCGGCGAUACGUUUGAAGCAAAAGCUACGGUGCACCGUGACUCAGGACUAGAUUCAUUUCAAUGAAUUGAGUCGGAUAUUGUUGAGCCAUUAUUCCACGAUUCCUCAAUGCUAUUUAGAAAAAAAUGGUUUGAAGAGUUUCCAUUCCAAAUCCAACUAAAUUCCCUUCAAAUGGUUUCAUUUCAAUUGACCUUACAUGCCUUAUUUAUUUGAUGUUUUUGCUGUCAAGCAGAUGGCCAAAGCUAUGUACUUUUUUCUUUUACAAUAAAACUCCUACUCAUCA